Messenger RNA from Gastrolobium bilobum, 588 nucleotides. RefSeq names its product non-specific lipid transfer protein GPI-anchored 5-like. The transcript has 3 exons. NCBI's taxonomy places the organism in Eukaryota, Viridiplantae, Streptophyta, Magnoliopsida, Fabales, Fabaceae. The coding region runs from base 1 to 489 and encodes 162 amino acids. Gene Ontology annotation, biological process: lipid transport. The record is from RefSeq and is a predicted model, not a curated record. Gene Ontology annotation, molecular function: lipid binding.
AUGGCACAAGCAAAAAUAGAGAUGGGUACCUUGGUUUUGGUCGUAAUGGCCAUGCUGUAUGCAGGAGCUGAGGCACAAUCAAGUUGCACAAGUGUGUUACUCAACCUUUCACCGUGCCUUAAUUACAUAACGGGGAACUCCUCAACCCCAUCUUCAGGAUGCUGCUCACAACUUGCAAGUGUUGUAAGGUCACAACCACUAUGUCUGUGUCAGGUUCUUAACGGGGGAGGAUCAUCACUGGGGAUGAACAUCAACCAAACCCAGGCUAUGGCCUUGCCUGGUGCUUGCAAUGUGCAGACCCCACCCACCACUCGGUGUAAUGCUGCUUCACCAGCAGAUUCUCCUAAUUCGAAUCCAUCAGGAACCGGAUCCAGAACAGUUCCCACAACAGAUGAUGGCUCUUCCAGUGGAAAUUCCUUCAAGUUGUCGAUUCCUCUGCUGUUCAUUGUUUUUGCAGCAACAUAUGCUUCAAUUUUCACAACGUACUGAUUCUUUAUUCCGUUGGCCUCCCACUAAUAAUGCUACUUUCACUUGUUAUUGACGAUUGUCGUUUUUUUUUUUUAAUAUAUAAUAUUGAGUUCCCUUAGG